Molecule: messenger RNA, 805 nt
Organism: Scheffersomyces coipomensis
Lineage: Eukaryota; Fungi; Ascomycota; Pichiomycetes; Serinales; Debaryomycetaceae
Gene: MCI4
Product: Mci4p
Exons: 1
Coding region: 169-576 (135 amino acids)
Biological process (GO): respiratory electron transport chain
Source: RefSeq, a predicted model, not a curated record
AUUAAUUGGUUGCCAUAUCCUGUAUAGAAGAAGGUCUACCAUUUUUUUUUUGGAGGGUACGACAUUUUUCAUCCAACCACAGGAUGAGAAAAACAAUUUAUAAUGAAUGUCAAUAUCAAUAAUUAAAUAUCAAUUGAUCUGUGAAGAAUAAUAUCAUAUAAUACUAACAUGAGAUUCUCAAGAACAUUAUUCAAACAAGCCGAAGAAGUAUUGGUCAAGGCUGCUUCCGGAUAUCCAACUGGUUUGACUGGUUUAUACCAACAUCCAAACCCAAGACCAGCAUUAAUUUCAUUAUAUAAUCAUACUUUAACUGUAUUAGAUACCAAAUUUCCAAAAGAAUCAGUAUAUAGACAAUCAGUUGAAGCUUUAACUAAGAAUAGAUUAAAGAUAGUAGAAGAAGAAGAAAUCACUGAAAAUAUAGAAAAUAAAAUUGGAGGUGGAUUAAUUGAAGAAAUUGUCAUUCAAGCUCAUGAAGAAUUAAAUUUAGCUAAUGAAUUAGCAAGUUUGAAAGUUUGGGAAGAAUUGGCUGAAAAACCUUUAGAUGAUCAAUGGGUAUACUUUGGUAAGAAAGUUUAAUCACUGAUGUAUUUACAAAAAUCAUACAUGCAUACAUUCAUUCAUUCAUUCAUAAAGUUUGUCUUUUUUAUUUCACUUGUAUCAAAAAGUAACAGUUUCAAUUGACUGGUUAGUUAAUGUUCUAGAUACUUCUUUUCUAACUAUUAUAUUAGAUUAAUAUAUUUAUUCGCUAAUCGAAUUUUCAAAGUUACAUGACAAAAUGUGAUUGUAAAAGCUCCUCUUUAUAUGU